AUGAAUGGCGUUUUACUGAGGCCGCUGACUAAAAUCCAUUGACUGAUCUGGGAAUGCUGAUGGAGAUGGAGCAUCUGUAACCUGCAAUGUGUAGGCAGCAAAGGCUGUACAACAGCAAUUAAUCCUUGUACCAGUGUGGGCCUGCCCUGUAGAAAUAGUCUGCAAUGCUGAGGAUGGAGAGGGGUUAGAAAAGGAAACGAAGCAACGACACAAUCUGUCUCAAGGGCCAUUGUGUGAUUUUUUUUUUUGCUCCCCCUCCUCUGUCUCAUCUUUGCAGCGAAGUGACAAUUGUUUAGCGUUCGGUGGAGGUGAAAUUAAAGCGAUAAACAGCGCUCGGCUACGCACCGGGAGGAGCUACCCACUGAAUAAUUCACCGUCUUCUUGGGGAAUGGGAAGAAAAGCGAGCCCAUGGAAAUAUAUCUGCUGGAUCCAGAUUUACUGAUGACCACCUCUUAACCUACAGUCCCUGCUCAGUUCAAAAGGAUUUGAAACCCUUAAACUGAAUUUGCAAUUUAUUUUCUCUGAAGGACAACCCGUUUGUUUUGAGAAAGGUGGGGCCCCGAAUGAUUCAACUCUGAGGACUGCAGCAGUCAAAAAGGGUCCGGAAUGGCAACAGGAGGUGAGAUGAAUGGCUCAGGGAAUUUAUUGGACUUCCUGGCUGAAGCAGUCCCAGAGGUCGGAAUGUAUGAAGACUUUCACACAAUCGACUGGUUAAGAGAAAAGUCCCGUGAUACUGACAGACAUAGAAAGAUCACAAGCCGCAGUAAGGAGUCGCUAUGGGAACGUAUCAAAGGCUUGUUGGAUGCAUGGUCAGGAUGGGUAGUGAUGUUGCUGAUUGGACUUCUGGCAGGAACUUUGGCUGGAGUGAUCGAUCUGGCUGUUGACUGGAUGACGGACCUGAAGGAGGGAGUCUGUUUGGCCGGGUUCUGGUUCAGUCAUGAACAGUGCUGUUGGACAUCCAACGAGACAACCUUCGAGGACAGGGACAAAUGUCCUCAGUGGAAGACAUGGUCAGAGCUUUUGGCUGGCCAGUCAGAUGGUGCCAGUGCAUAUAUCCUGAACUACCUUAUAUAUGUUCUCUGGGCUUUGCUCUUUGCGUUCCUGGGAGUGUCGCUGGUUAAGAUGUUUGCACCCUACGCAUGUGGCUCUGGAAUUCCUGAGAUCAAGACCAUCCUGAGUGGCUUCAUUAUCAGAGGCUACCUGGGUAAAUGGACCGUACUGAUUAAAACAGUCACGCUGGUUUUAGCUGUGUCUUCGGGACUGAGCCUGGGGAAGGAAGGGCCACUGGUUCAUGUAGCAUGUUGCUGCGGCAACCUGUUCUGCUGCUUGUUUUCCAAGUACAGCAAGAAUGAAGGGAAGAGGAGAGAGGUGCUGUCAGCUGCUGCUGCGGCAGGGGUCUCUGUUGCGUUCGGUGCUCCCAUCGGCGGUGUACUGUUCAGUUUGGAAGAGGUCAGUUACUACUUCCCGUUGAAGACGCUCUGGAGAUCAUUCUUCGCUGCUUUGGUGGCUGCUUUCACGCUGCGCUCCAUCAACCCGUUCGGUAACAGCCGGCUGGUGCUGUUUUACGUGGAGUACCAUACCCCCUGGUACAUGGCCGAACUGGUGCCUUUCAUUUUCCUCGGGGUAUUUGGCGGCCUGUGGGGAACGCUGUUCAUCCGGGGAAACAUCGCGUGGUGUCGGAAACGCAAGAACACGAAGCUGGGAAGGUACCCGGUGCUGGAGGUGAUUAUGGUCACCGCCAUCACAGCCAUCUUUUCCUUUCCGAAUCAGUACACCCGGCAGAGUACCAGUGAGCUCAUCUCAGAGCUCUUCAAUGACUGUGGAGCGCUCGAAUCCUCACAGCUCUGUGACUACAUCAAUGACCCGAACAUGACUCGGCCAGUGGAUGACAUCCCAGACAGGCCAGCUGGUCCUGGGGUCUACGCAGCCAUAUGGCAGUUAGCUCUUGCACUGGUCUUCAAAAUCGUCAUCACCAUAUUCACUUUUGGCAUGAAGAUGCCGUCAGGACUGUUUAUUCCAAGCAUGGCUGUCGGAGCCAUAGCUGGCAGAAUGGUUGGUAUUGGUGUGGAGCAGAUGGCCUAUCACCACCAUGACUGGUUCAUCUUCAGAAGCUGGUGCAGGCCUGGUGCAGACUGUGUCACCCCAGGGCUGUAUGCUAUGGUUGGUGCUGCUGCGUGCCUUGGUGGAGUCACUCGUAUGACGGUGUCCCUGGUUGUGAUCAUGUUCGAGCUAACUGGCGGAUUGGAGUACAUUGUACCAUUAAUGGCUGCAGCGGUGACCAGCAAGUGGGUGGCAGAUGCCUUUGGGAAAGUGGGUAUCUACGAAGCGCACAUCCACUUGAAUGGCUACCCUUUCUUGGAUUCAAAGGAUGAGUUCAGGCACAGGACCCUGGCAACGGACGUGAUGAGGCCAAGACGGACUGAGCCCCCACUCUCUGUCUUGACCCAAAGCAGUAUGACAGUGGAGGAUGUGGAGACCCUUAUUAAAGAGACAGAUUACAAUGGCUUCCCUGUGGUCGUCACUAAGGAAUCGGAGCGGCUCAUUGGCUUCGUCCAAAGAAGGGAUCUCAUUCCCGCAAUCAAAAACGCAAGAAAGGUACAAGACGGAGUGGUCAGCAACUCGAUUGUGUAUUUCACUGAAGAUCCGCCACCGUUACUUGGCAACAGCCCAUGCCCACUCAAGCUGCGGAGGAUUCUCAACCUGAGCCCCUUCACGGUAACGGACCACACGCCCAUGGAGACGGUGGUGGACAUAUUCCGUAAACUUGGUCUCCGGCAGUGCCUGGUCACCCGCAGCGGACGUCUCUUGGGCAUCUUAACUAAAAAAGACGUACUGAGGCACAUGGCCCAAAUGGCAAAUCAGGACCCUGAAUCCAUCAUGUUCAAUUGACCACUCGUGUGGUCACAAUGCUGCCUUGCCCAGUUCAAUUUUCGAAGCUAAAUGGCAGGACAAACUCUCAGGACAUGGUGGCUUUUCAGUGAACGGAAAGUCUAAUCACAGGAUCAACAGAACUUCUCUCAAAAACAGACUUGUUCAGAAGAGGAGCAGUCAGCAAUGCACUGAUUAAAGACUGAGUCAUGGCGAGUUCAUUGUGUUCCUUCGGAUGACUGAAGAGCCAAAGCCGCAGCUCUAUUGUAGAGUGUGAUGUUGUGGUGGAUGAUGUAUCUGAUGUUAACUGGCCAGCUUUGUCGGAGAAUUGCGCCCACUAGGGGUAAAACAGUAGAGAUUAAUAAAUGUAAUAGCAUGUUGAUAUUGGUCAGUGGUGUAGCAAACACUAGGUAAGAGCUACUGUGCCAGGCAAAAAUAGGGAAUAAUCCUUCAAUCUGUUUGGAUUGAUGCUUAAUAUAGAAAAUGCCAGUAUUAAAAAAAAAGCUUGCAUAAUUUCCUCACUUACCCAUCAAGUUCAGAAGAAGUGCGAUGAGUAACAAUAAAUUGUGUUCACAUCAACGCGUUAUAUAGAAUUCUGCAGCCCAAUUGGUCUGUGUUAAGGCUUAUGAUCCACUUGAGCCUCAGCCUUUCCAAUCUCUUUUCAAACUAUAAACAUCUCCUUCGAUUCAUUUCCCCUCAUGUGUUUACCUUCCCCUUAAAUCCAUUGGUGUGAAGAAACUCCACCCCAGCCUUAGCAACCACAAUUUAACUUGAUCAGCUAAUGGUAUAAUUGAAGUGAAUAUGCACUGCCCCCACUUCAAGGUCAGUGUAACUUUCUUGUGAAGGGUGAGCACAGACCUGGGAACAGUAUUCUAAAUGCGAGCUAACUGGAGCAGUGUAGCUUCCAUCCCUUAGUAUCUCGGUCCUUAUGAGCUAAAGGCUAUCAAGUUAUGUUGAGAAACAUUAGACAGUUUCAGAAGGUAGGAGCUGAACUAUGCCAACAGAAUUCCUCACUGUGCCAAGUUUUAUAAUUGACUGCUGUUGACUCAGAACUCUGUAUCUAGUUGUGCACCUUGAGGAUUUGAUCUGUCAGGGGGCCCACAGGAUGUUCCAUGCAUUCAAAACGAAAAUCUUGCAGAAAGCAAUCAGAAACACGGUUCCCAUUGUGUAAAGCUCUCCUACAGUUGCUUUCAAAGAUAAAAUGAAUGCUUUGGUGUUAAUACAUUGGCACUGUAUCAAACAAGGACUGUUCUUAGUACAUCAUCUACGUCUGUUUUGGGAAAAAGAUGCAAAAUGACACAAUUGUUUGCAUCGUGAAAUUUGUUAAAUCAGUAACGUUACUCAUGAUGUGCUUCACAGGUAAAACUAAGCUGAAGUUGCUGAUAGGCAGUGAAUUGUGAACUAUAUUGUAUUAAUGUCAGUGUGUCAAUCCAGGGUAAUUUUCUUUCAAAUUCCAUUCUCCUGUGUUCAAUUACUUAUUUUAAUACGGGAUGUAUUCAUAAUUUAGUUGCCAUAUCGGGAAGAUUGCUUGUACCUACUUCAAUAGAUUUCUUGCAUUCCUAACUGUUGCGUUGUACAACUUGCUUCGUUUGGACACCAUCAAAAUUGACCAGCAAUUGCCCACAGUUAAACCAUUUCUCUUGCCAAAACAUACCAUGAGUUUCACCCUGAAGAUCCAUGUAUCGAGGAAAUUGAAGCCUCGUUAUUGAACAAUUUCACAAUGAUGGUUGGCUGCUCACCUGCCUUUCUCUGCUGUCUUCUCUCUAUGGAGCAGACUUCUCAAGCUGCAAUUGGCAUCCCAGUAUAUUUAAUCACUUCCAGCAGAGCUCCUGGAGACUGUUGCCCUCCCAUGGCUGUGACAGUCCCCUACCCUACUGCUGUUUGCGAUCUCUACAUCCCUCCAAUUCUUUCCUUUUGCACACACCAGAUUUUCACCACUCCACCACCAAUGGCCGUGCCGUUGGCUUCUCAGGCCCCAAGCUCUGGAAACUCCUCCUUUAACU
Rhincodon typus (whale shark) is the source of this 4871-nucleotide messenger RNA. It is a transcript of the gene clcn4, whose product is annotated as chloride channel, voltage-sensitive 4. Bases 607 to 2889 code for a protein of 760 amino acids. The transcript has 13 exons. Gene Ontology annotation, biological process: transmembrane transport; chloride transport. Gene Ontology annotation, cellular component: membrane; Golgi apparatus; early endosome. Gene Ontology annotation, molecular function: voltage-gated chloride channel activity. The record is from RefSeq and is a predicted model, not a curated record. Lineage: Eukaryota; Metazoa; Chordata; Chondrichthyes; Orectolobiformes; Rhincodontidae.